CAGCAAAAUGCAUGCAUGUUAGAGGAGGGACCUUCCCAGAAUGAGAGUACAGUGGGAUACAGAAGAGCGGGGACACCAAACUGUCAGGCAGCGGUGGCUCGGCUGGGCAGGAUAGACCCGAUUUUCCGCUCUGAUUGACACUGGAAACAAGUCCGGUGAGAGCCCAGCUGUAGCAAGAUGGGAUCUGCCUCCUCCACUUACCGGCCCAAAUGUAUUUAUUUGGACAUUGAUGGAAGAAUUCAAAAGGUGAUCUUCAGUAAAUACUGCAAUUCCAAAGAUAUUAUGGACCUUUUCUGCAUUGCAACAGGCUUACCGAGGAACACGACCAUCUCCCUUCUGACAGCAGACAACUGCAUGGUGUCCAUUGAUCCCACGAUGCCUGCCAACACAGAGAGGUCUCCAUACAAAGUGAUACCAGUUAUGACUGAGCAGCUCUCAGAGAAAGAAGAAUUGUUCCAGAAUUUAUUGGGACAGAUUGCUGAGCAGUUCUCGAGGGUUUUUAAAAUCAAUGAACUGAAAACGGAAGUAGCUAAUCACUUGGCAAUGCUGGAGAAAAAGGUUGAAUUGGAAGGCCUGAAAGUGGUGGAGAUUGAGAAAUGCAAGCGUGACAUUAAAAAGAUGAGGGAGGAAAUGGCAGCAAGAAGCAGCAGGACUAACUGUCCCUGCAAGUACAGCUUUUUGGAUGAAAACAAGAGGCCAGCUCCCCGGCGGGAUGUACCAUCCUACCCAAAGUACAUGCUGUCCCAGGAGACCAUCGAGGCUCUGCGGAAACCAACUUUUGACGUCUGGCUGUGGGAGCCCAACGAGAUGCUGAGCUGUUUGGAGCACAUGUACCACGACCUUGGGCUGGUAAAAGACUUCAACAUCAAUCCUAUCACCCUGAAGAGGUGGUUGCUGUGUAUCCACGACAAUUACAGGAACAACCCCUUCCACAAUUUCCGGCACUGCUUCUGCGUCACCCAGAUGAUGUACAGCAUGAUCUCGCUCUGCAGCCUCCAGGAGAAAUUUUCCCAAAUUGACAUUUUGAUUCUCAUGACUGCAGCAGUGUGCCAUGACUUGGACCAUCCAGGCUAUAACAAUACCUACCAGAUCAACGCGCGGACGGAGCUGGCCGUGCGCUACAACGACAUCUCGCCGCUGGAGAACCACCACUGCGCCGUGGCCUUCCAGAUCAUCUCCCAGCCUGAAUUCAACAUCUUCUCCAACGUGGACCAGGACCAGUUCAAGCAGAUAAGACAGGGGAUAAUUACGUUAAUCCUGGCUACAGACAUGGCGAGACAUGCAGAAAUACUGGAUUCUUUCAAGGAAAAAAUGGAAAACUUUGAUUACACAAAUGAAGAACACAUGACCUGUCUGAAGAUGGUACUGAUAAAAUGCUGUGACAUCUCCAAUGAAGUCCGCCCGAUGGAGGUAGCAGAGCCCUGGGUAGAUUGCCUGCUGGAGGAGUAUUUUAUGCAGAGUGACCGAGAAAAGUCCGAGGGGCUCCCGGUGGCGCCGUUCAUGGACCGCGACAAAGUGACCAAACCCACGGCACAGAUCGGAUUCCUCAAGUUCGUCCUCAUCCCCAUGUUUGAAACAGUGACAAAGCUGUUCCCAGAAGUGGAGGAGGUGAUGCUCCAGCCUCUGUGGGAAUCCAGGGACCACUACGAGGGGUUAAAACAGAUAGAUGAUGCUAUGAAAGAGCUCCAGAAACAGAAAAGUGAAGGUUUGACCCCCGGCAGCACCGAAAAGUGAGAGGAAACAGCCUUUGAACAAAUAAACUACGAGCUUUGAGGCUACUCUGCUUUGAGAAAUGCUGUAUUAGCCAAGCAGAGGUGGUGGCUAUGUCAAAACCCAAGUGGGACCAUGCAGGGAGAGAUGGAUCCACAGCCUGCAGCCUCCCCACAGAGCUGCUGCUGCCGUCGGACACCAUGCGCUCCCCAGACUCUGGCAUUCGCUCCACAGCCUCCUGGCAGGAUUGCCCAGGUUCCUGAAUUGUCACCACAGCCCUCCUGGCAGGAUUGCCCAGGCUCCUGGACUCUCACCACAGCCCUCCCGGCAGGAUUGCCCAGGGUCCUGAACUCUCACCACAGUCUCCUGGCAGGAUUCCCCAGG
Messenger RNA from Onychostruthus taczanowskii (white-rumped snowfinch), 2094 nucleotides. RefSeq names its product phosphodiesterase 9A (gene PDE9A). The transcript has 18 exons. Gene Ontology annotation, molecular function: 3',5'-cyclic-GMP phosphodiesterase activity. Bases 178 to 1734 code for a protein of 518 amino acids. Gene Ontology annotation, biological process: cGMP catabolic process. The record is from RefSeq and is a predicted model, not a curated record. NCBI's taxonomy places the organism in Eukaryota, Metazoa, Chordata, Aves, Passeriformes, Passeridae.